GCGCGGGCGGAGCGGGGCCGCGGCGGGAGCGACCGAGCCCGGCCAUGCCGCUGCUGGAGCCGCCGUGGCCGCCCGGCCUGGCCCCGCUGAAGGCCGUGGAUGACUUGCUGCGCUGCGGGAUUUGCUUCGACUACUUCAGCAUCGCCGUGAUCAUCCCGCAGUGCUCGCACAGCUAUUGUUCCCUUUGUAUCCGCAAGUCUUUGUCCUACAAAACGCAGUGUCCAACGUGCUGUGUGGCAGUCUCGGAAUCUGACCUGAAAAACAACCGGAUUUUAGAUGAUCUAGUGAAGAGCUUUAAUUCUGCAAGGCAGCAGCUGUUGAAUUUGGUGUUGGAAGCUCCCCCGGUUCCAUCCCCCCCGGCCCACAGCCAGCCUCCGGCUGCCGAGAGCCACUGGAGUCCUGUUCCUCAGCCAGAGUCUGAAGAGGUGCCAGGCAUUGACAGCUCCUUGAGAAAGGACAAAGUCUGCACCUCCACGAAGGCAGGUGGCCUGGCAUGGACUGGUCAGAAGAGUUUCGAAACUGAGGAGCACCAUGACUUGCACAGCACUUCUGCAGAGCUUGGUGGUAAAGACAGCACAGUGAAAUCACAAGAGAUUCCUGGGUGCAUCGAAAGUCAUGAAAAGCCUUCAACAUCUGUGCUCAAAGGAGUCAGGAAAGUGGAAUGUCCUGUGUGUGAGGUUGCUGUUCUAGAGCAGUACAUAAACAAACAUCUGGAUAGCUGCUUGGCCAGAGGGGAGAAGAAGGACAGCCUCCGAAGUUCUGAUCACAAAAGGAAGCUGAUGUCCAAAGUUGUUUAUAACCUGCUGUCAGAUCGAGAUCUGAGGAAGAAGCUCAAGGAGCACGGUCUGUCUGCCUCUGGCACCCGCCAGCAGCUCAUCAAGAGACACCAGGAGUUUGUGCACAUGUACAAUGCCCAGUGUGAUUCCCUCAACCCCAAAUCAGUUGCAGAGAUUGUUAAAGAGCUGGAAAAGAACGAGAAGAUUCGGGUUCAGCUGGAGUGUAAUAAACCUGGUGAAAAUAGCUUGACCUUCACAAAGGACCAGACAGAGGAAGAAAUAGAUGAGAUCCACACUGACUAUCGAAACAAACACAGAAGUGAAUUCAAGUUUUUGGUGGAUCAAGUAAAUAAACGGUGGAAGAAAAUAGGUGAGAGGAAAGCAGAAAGUGCUCAAAACAAAGAGGAAGUUGCUGUCAAAGAGCUGCCAGCAGCCAUAGAACCUGGGGAAGAGGAUCAUAGAGCUGCUGUCCCUGGAAAAGCCCAAGCACUCCAGUCAGAAGUUCCUGAUGGCCAAAGAAGUGACACUGACAGCUUGAAGGAAUGGCAGAGAUCAUCCUCCCCUGAGCUGUCCCUGUCAUCUGGCUCCUCGUGCAGCACCAAUUCGGACAUUCUGGCAGAUGUGGAAGGGUCUGAGACGUGUUCAGCAUCCUCUGACAGCAGCAGCUCCGUGGCUCCGGCCGGGAACAGGAGGAGGCUGCGGCGGCCGCACGUCCCCGAGAGCAGCGGGGCGACGCCGCGGGGCAAGAGGAAGAGGAGCUAGUGCUGCCAGCGUGCCCGGCUCAGCCUGGGCAGCCCCCCGGCCCUCCCAUCCUCUGCGUGUCUGGCUGCUGAGUACAGCUCUGUUCUCACAUCCUGCCAUCCCAGCUGCCUUCCUGACCAGGCUGGCGGCUUCGCCCGCAGCCCCGUGGGCCGCCGGUGGCCGAGGGUGGGCACAGAGCGGCAGAGCCCCGCGGGACUGACCUGGCUGCCGUGCCCAGCUCCCUCGCUCUGCAGCACCUGGCUGCGUGCUGCCACUGUCCUGCUUGCGUCCUGUGCCAGCCUCACCUGCCCCUGGGAGCGGCUGCAGGACGCUGUUUGUUUGGGCGUGGGCAGGUACUGGUGCCCCAGUUCUGGCACUGCCAGGGGAGGGAGGGACCAAGGAGUGCAGGGAGAUUCUGCCCUGCACUGACAGGCUUUGUUAUAUGUCUGUGUAAACAUACUCAGUAUUGUGUGUCAUUAUUUCAGUUUGGAGUCCUGAAACUGGGAAGGGAAGGCUGUUGGACAUGCAGCAUUUUAGCUUUCAAGCACACAGUUACAUUGAAAAGUCUGAUCUUCCUUACGAGGUGGUGGGAUUUUGUGAUGCAACGAAGCACUGCAAAAAAAAAGAAGGAAAUGCAAGAAACCUGAACACCAGGGAAGGCUUUGAAAAAUAAAGCUUGUAAGAAAAUAUGAAAAUACUUCAGGUGCUUUUGCUGAGCCCUGAAGUUUCGGUCAGAGCCUGUCAAUGGGAGCUUGGAAAAGAAGACACAAAGUGUGGGUAAGAUUGAGGGUUAUGGUGUCUUGACUUCAGAGUGAAGCUGGGAUUCAGAAAUAAUCCUCCUCCAGCCGUAGUUCCCAGAAAUAUUUGUGUUUGGAACAGGCUAAAUCAUGGCAGAUAUGAACUAUCCUAAGUUCAUGAUGUGGAGAGAUGCAGAGGCAAAGGAGAAAUCUGGCUGUGUUGAUUUGGUUAAUUUGGUUAUUUUUUUACUAAACCAAACCUUUUGAAAAACAGUAA
Messenger RNA from Lonchura striata (white-rumped munia), 2531 nucleotides. RefSeq names its product RAD18 E3 ubiquitin protein ligase (gene RAD18). Lineage: Eukaryota; Metazoa; Chordata; Aves; Passeriformes; Estrildidae. Gene Ontology annotation, biological process: DNA damage tolerance; protein monoubiquitination. The record is from RefSeq and is a predicted model, not a curated record. Gene Ontology annotation, molecular function: ubiquitin protein ligase activity; single-stranded DNA binding. Gene Ontology annotation, cellular component: Rad6-Rad18 complex; nucleus.